Messenger RNA from Bathycoccus prasinos, 957 nucleotides. RefSeq lists its product with no specific name. The transcript is spliced from 2 exons. Lineage: Eukaryota; Viridiplantae; Chlorophyta; Mamiellophyceae; Mamiellales; Bathycoccaceae. Gene Ontology annotation, biological process: positive regulation of protein phosphorylation; rescue of stalled cytosolic ribosome. Gene Ontology annotation, molecular function: protein kinase C binding; translation regulator activity; ribosome binding. Gene Ontology annotation, cellular component: cytosol; nucleus. The coding region runs from base 1 to 957 and encodes 318 amino acids. The record is from RefSeq and is a predicted model, not a curated record.
AUGGAAACUUUAACUUUAAGAGGCGUCCUCGAAGGACACGAAGGCUGGGUGACUUCCAUCGCCACUCCCCUUGAUAACUCGGACAUUCUCUUGACCUCGUCCAGAGAUAAAUCCGUCAUCUUGUGGACGUUGACCAGAGAAGAAGGCAACUACGGCUACCCGAGAAGACGCUUGCACGGUCACUCGCACUUUGUCCAAGACGUCGUCAUCUCCUCGGACGGGCAGUUCGCCUUGUCCGGUUCCUGGGACGGUACCUUGAGAUUGUGGGACUUGAACUCUGGAACAACCACGAGACGAUUUGUCGGUCACAGCAAAGACGUCUUGUCCGUCGCGUUCUCCGUGGACAACAGACAAAUCGUCUCCGGCUCCAGAGAUAAGACGAUUAAAUUGUGGAACACUUUGGGCGAGUGCAAAUACACGAUUCAAGAACACGAAGGCCACACGGAGUGGGUUUCUUGCGUUCGAUUCUCCCCGGCACCGUCGAACCCGAUCAUCGUCUCGUGCGGUUGGGAUAAACUCGUCAAGGUGUGGAACUUGAACAACUGCAAGUUGCGAACCAACUUGGUUGGCCACACCGGGUACAUCAACACCGUCACGGUGUCGCCGGAUGGCUCUUUGUGCGCCUCGGGCGGUAAGGAUGGCGUCGCCAUGCUCUGGGAUUUAGCGGAAGGCAAGAGAUUGUACUCUUUGGAUGCUGGGGAUAUUAUCUACUCCAUGUGCUUCUCGCCGAAUAGAUAUUGGUUGUGUGCCGCCACGCAAUCGUGCGUGAAGAUUUGGGAUUUGGAGUCCAAGAGCAUCGUCGACGAGUUGCACCCGGAGUUCCCGCCGGUUGGUAAGAAGUCCAUGCCGCCGCACUGCACCUCCUUGCAAUGGUCCGCGGACGGUCAAACUUUGUAUACCGGUUAUUCCGACAACAAGGUUCGCGUCUACGUCGUUUCCAGAGCCUCCGCGUUCUAA